This is a messenger RNA of Chlorella variabilis, 615 nucleotides long. RefSeq lists its product as hypothetical. The record is from RefSeq and is a predicted model, not a curated record. Bases 1 to 615 code for a protein of 204 amino acids. The transcript has 6 exons. Lineage: Eukaryota; Viridiplantae; Chlorophyta; Trebouxiophyceae; Chlorellales; Chlorellaceae.
AUGCAGCACCAGGUGGCGGUGGAGGGGUACGGGAGCGGCGCCGAGCUGGACUUUGGUCUGCUGGAGGGCAAGUGGCGGCUGGAGUACACCACAGCGCGCGACGUGCUGCCGCUGGUGGCGCCUCAGCGCCUGCCCGCGCCGCUGCAGGUCGGCCGCAUCUGGCAGCAGUUCUCCUCGCUGGAGGAGGGGCGGGUGCAGAACAUCAUCGAGGCGCACCUGCCGCCGCUGCCGCUGCUGGGCGCCGCGGGGCUGGGCCUGUCGCUGGUGGUGGAGGCGGGGUAUGAGGCCCGCACCGCGCGCAGCAUAGCCCUCACCUUCAGGCAGGCUGGCUUUCGCGACGUGGAGCUCAGCCCUGAGCUGCAGAACCUGCUGGCCUCCCCGCUGCUGCCGCGCGGCUGGUGGAACCAGCAGCUGCUGCUGGCGCUCAAACAGCUGUCGGGCAGCGUGCCGCUGACCUCUCGCCUGCCGGGCACCACCAGCGACCAGCAGCGGCCGGUGGGCCUCAACUACAUGCUCACAUACCUAGACGAGGACAUGCUGAUCGGGCGGGCACAGGGCAACGGCGGCGUCUUUGUCUUCACGCGGGAUGCGGAAGCGCAGGAGGCAGCGCACUAG